GUCUCUCUCAAAACGAAAGAGAAAGUAAAUUGCUUGCAUGACUGUUUUGGAAACUAGAAUGCUUGUCCCGAGGACGAGAUAAAACAUUAUGUGUUGGAUUUUUGGCAGCCUUUUCUUAGCACUUUUAUGCUUAGGUGUAAACGGCUCUCAGUCUCUUUAUGAUCUACAGUGGCUUCCCUGUACAUUUAUGGAUGAGGACGUUCGCAAAAAUGAAGAAGGCCAUAUAGAAACCGAGUAUAUCACCAGACGAGCUGUGCUUCAGUUUGGAAACGUCGGUGACGAGCCUCUCCACCCUACCUCCGUCACCUUCCUCGUCGCAGCCUCUAAAGUGGACAUGAGGCGCUAUUUGAAGGGAAGUGAGGAUGAACUGCAAUGUGAGAUCCGUAGAUACAGCGCUGGAAGGAUCGUAACCCGUUGGCCGCAGGAUCACGACGUCUGGUUCACGGCUACACUGCAUUCAGAUGGCUUGUUUGCAAUCACCACCUUCCUCAAACACACGACUACAGCGACGGCUGAAGGACAGGUGGACUUCCUGCAAUGGAUAACCAUCCAUGAUGGAGAUUUCCUGACCACUUCAGCGGCCAUGUUUCUUCUGACUCGCACGCCGUCCGUGGAGGUGGGAUUCUUGAAGGAGCCGACCCUGCACUGUCAGUAUGGAGUGGAUCACGAUCUUCCUCGCGUGACGGUGGUCUGGAAGAAACACGGGGAGCGCGGCGAACUCUUCAGCUACUCCAGCCGCUCGGGGAAGAGCGAAGGCUCCGGAGUGUCCGUCAGGGCCAUCGCUGCUGGAAACGUCUCCGUUAAACUUCCACCCACCAAUAAACACAGCGAGGGCACGUAUGUCUGCUCUGUGACGGUUCCUCCUCUCAACGGCAGCCACGCUAUUCCACUCACGCUAAGAGAAGAACCCAGCGUGUCUGUGAACGUGGGCUCCAGCUUGUCCGCGGUGGCCGGUGAGCGGCGGAAGCUGAUAUGUUACGCGGAGAGGUAUUAUCCGCUGGACGCAAACAUCGAGUGGUACCGGGAAGCUCCCGGAGGCGGGCCUUCACUCCUGACCGAUGUUACGAUGUUCAGUCAUCAACGUCAUAAAGACGGCACAUACUCGCACUCGGCCUUCUUCUAUCUGAAGCCCAGCGUGAAGGACUCUGGAGAUACGUACACCUGCAGAGUGUCCCAUAAGUCCUUGCUCGCUCCCAUUGAAAAGAGCGUGUCCCUCACAGUUACAGAUCCUGGCUCUUCCUGGUGGAGUAUCAAAUCGGUUGUAGUCAUAACUGCCAUGCUAUUCAUUUUUUGUUAUGCCUUUCCUCGGUUUCUUAAAGAAAGAAAAGCAGCAAAAAUGUUUCUCCUGCUGCUCCGUUCGUCGAGGUCCAGCACUUUCCGUGAGAAGAUGUGGAGUGUGUAGUGAAGGUUUACUAAAGCCGAUAAAGCCACUUGAUUGUGUUGAAAAUAUAUUUAUUUCAUGAGAAGUACACUGAAAAUACACCGACAACCCUCAUUUCCAUAUUGUAAAUACUCUUUUUCACACUUGGAGGCGAUUUUAAUGCUGUAUAUAAGAUUUAAGAUUUUAAUGCUGUAUAUAAGAAUUUAACGCAUUGAUGUGAAAUCACAAAUCUUCACAGUAUCACAGAUUUGAGAUGUUUUUUAGCAAGCACAAGCCGAGUAUUUCAGACGUAUAGUGUGAGCACAUAAAUCGUGAGCAUUGGCUUUACGUCACUUUCUUUACAGUUACUGACAGCGCAAUAAAGAAAUAUUCUUUUUCUCUUA
Molecule: messenger RNA, 1764 nt
Organism: Puntigrus tetrazona (Sumatra barb)
Lineage: Eukaryota; Metazoa; Chordata; Actinopteri; Cypriniformes; Cyprinidae
Product: tapasin-related protein-like
Exons: 8
Coding region: 89-1402 (437 amino acids)
Source: RefSeq, a predicted model, not a curated record